UGCUGUCGUUUGCAUCUUACCAUCGCUGCUUUCAGAAUCUUCUUUCUAGCUUCUAACUACUUUUUUUCUUUCUUUUUCUUUCUCAAGCCUCAGAGUUUCUGAACACACAUCUCGGUGAACCAGCGGUGACCCGUUUGUUUUGCCUUCUCCUAGCUCAUGCAUUCUUUGAGUCUUGGUCACGGGAAUGUUUUGUCUGGUCAGCGGGACAGAACCAACGGCUGAGCACUCAUGACGCGUCGGCAGGAUCCUGGGAAAGGGAGGUUCUGAUGGCGCACCUCUGAAUCAGCCUGUUCUUUUUGUCUCUGGUUUUCGAAGGUCUCUGGAAGUGACCUGUUAUCCAGAAUCUUCUCCAAGUACAAACAGGGAAAUGUUGAACUUUUCAUUCCAUGUGUUGACGUCUUAGGUUUUGGAAAGCAUCAGAGUGUCGAAGGCAAGAACCCCAGAACCCCGCCCAUCCUCUUGGUAGUUAUCUAACAACUCUAUCCUGUGUCUACUGGGCUGGACCAUCUGCCUGGAGAAGUUCCAGAACCCCGAGAUGCCUCGGGGUUCAUCUGCUCCCAGAAGCAGCUAGCCGUGGUCUCGGUGUUCUUUCCUGCCCAUGUCUUGAGUUUUUGUUUUGUUUUGUUUUGGUUUGGUUUGGUUUUUUGCUGUUCUCGGUCCUGAUGAUGCUGAAGGAUGACUUUGCUCUUUGGAUCGGGCUACGGUGAAGGAGCUAGCUGUGUGUGUAGACGUCUGUGGGAAGAGAGAAACAGUGAGCAUGUCUCUGCCAAACCAGUCCCUAGAAGGCCUUCCUCAGGAGGCCUCCAACAGAUCCCUGAACGCCACAGGGGCUUGGGACCCAGAGGUCCUGCAGGCUCUCAGAAUCUCGCUCGUGGUGGUCCUGUCCAUCAUCACGCUGGCCACUGUCCUCUCCAAUGCCUUCGUCCUUACCACCAUCCUCCUCACCACGAAGCUCCACACCCCGGCCAACUAUCUCAUCGGCUCCUUGGCCACCACCGACCUCCUGGUUUCUAUCUUGGUCAUGCCCAUCAGCAUAGCCUACACCACCACCCGCACCUGGAACUUUGGUCAAAUCCUGUGUGACAUCUGGGUGUCUUCUGACAUCACGUGCUGCACGGCCUCCAUCCUGCAUCUCUGCGUCAUUGCUCUGGACAGAUACUGGGCCAUCACGGACGCCCUGGAGUACAGCAAGCGCCGGACCGCAGGCCACGCAGCAGCCAUGAUUGCAGCCGUCUGGGUCAUUUCUAUCUGUAUCUCCAUCCCUCCGCUCUUCUGGCGGCAGGCCACGGCUCACGAGGAGAUGUCCGACUGCCUGGUGAACACAUCUCAGAUUUCUUACACCAUCUACUCGACCUGUGGGGCCUUCUACAUCCCAUCCAUCUUGCUCAUUAUCCUGUAUGGCCGCAUAUACGUGGCUGCCCGAAGUCGAAUCCUGAACCCACCCUCCCUCUACGGGAAGCGCUUCACUACCGCACAGCUCAUCACAGGCUCAGCUGGCUCUUCGCUCUGCUCGCUCAACCCCAGCCUCCACGAGAGCCACACACACACAGUCGGCUCCCCUCUUUUUUUCAACCAGGUGAAAAUCAAGCUUGCUGAUAGCAUCCUAGAACGCAAGAGGAUCUCUGCAGCCCGAGAAAGGAAAGCCACCAAGACCUUGGGCAUCAUUCUGGGGGCCUUUAUCAUCUGCUGGCUGCCUUUCUUUGUGGUAUCGUUGGUCCUGCCCAUCUGCAGGGACUCCUGUUGGAUCCACCCGGCCCUCUUUGACUUCUUCACGUGGCUAGGUUAUUUAAACUCUCUCAUUAACCCCGUCAUCUACACUGUGUUCAACGAAGACUUUCGACAAGCGUUUCAGAAAGUUGUCCAUUUCCGGAAGGCCUCUUAAUCGGACUUGGGGGUGACUCUUGUUUAUCCGUUAUGUCCUGUAACCCCACGGGGGUUGCCUUUUUUUUUAAUAUUACUGUCGUUUUUCUGAGACCUGGGUUGAUUUGUGCUAUUUUGGGUCUUGGAUUAAAUCAAUAGAUUUGUUCUGUGUUUGACUGCCAGCAUCUUCCAGACUUUGAGUCAUCUAAAGCUAGGCCAUUGUGAUGUGUAAAGGGGGGGGGACAAGACUGAAGAUAUCCUUUAACAUAGGAUAUCUUCCUGGUUCUCUGGAUUGGAAGAAAUAUAAGCUGUAGGACCAAGGUGAGAAGCUGUCUUAUUCUUUAGCAGGCUCGGAGGGAAGGCCUUUUGGUCUACCUGGGAUUUUGCAGAGGGCUGUGGGGAAUAGGUGUGAUUAUUGGCUUGAAUUAAAAGAGAAUUUGGAGUUAGAAAGGAGAGGUUGUCAUCUUCCAUAGCUCACUGAUUAGAAGAUAACAUCCAGGAAUAGUUUCCACUGGGUCCUGGUUGUCCAUAAGGAAAGUGGUAUCGGUGACUUCCAGAAUAGAUGGAGAGAAAUUCAAAAGGUGGCAGUAGAAGAAAGGUCCACUUGGGACCAGAUCAGCUCUGCUUCCUUCAUUCUUCCCUCUGUCUCUAUUAUGUAAUGUUCUGAAGUUAAAACCUACCAUCCUGCCGCUCCGGACUGACACACAGAGCUUUGAAUGGGACCUCAUUCUGCCUGUUCUGAUUCUUUUUUCUUUUUUUUUCUGAAUUAUUCUUUUUUACAACCCUUGUCAUCAGAGUUCUUAAGAUGUUGAGUCUUACCAAAUAAAAGCAUGAGACACA
Messenger RNA from Mastomys coucha (southern multimammate mouse), 2700 nucleotides. RefSeq names its product 5-hydroxytryptamine receptor 1D (gene Htr1d). The record is from RefSeq and is a predicted model, not a curated record. Bases 758 to 1882 code for a protein of 374 amino acids. Gene Ontology annotation, cellular component: plasma membrane. Gene Ontology annotation, biological process: regulation of behavior; smooth muscle contraction; regulation of locomotion. The transcript has a single exon. Gene Ontology annotation, molecular function: G protein-coupled serotonin receptor activity. NCBI's taxonomy places the organism in Eukaryota, Metazoa, Chordata, Mammalia, Rodentia, Muridae.